Molecule: messenger RNA, 3664 nt
Organism: Hemicordylus capensis (graceful crag lizard)
Lineage: Eukaryota; Metazoa; Chordata; Lepidosauria; Squamata; Cordylidae
Product: P2Y purinoceptor 2-like
Exons: 3
Coding region: 2147-3076 (309 amino acids)
Biological process (GO): G protein-coupled receptor signaling pathway
Cellular component (GO): plasma membrane
Molecular function (GO): G protein-coupled receptor activity
Source: RefSeq, a predicted model, not a curated record
AGAUGGACCGAUGGUCUGACUCAGUAUAUGGCAGCUUCCUAUGUGGUGCUGGGUGUCCUGCUCGCCAGAGGACUUGAGGCAUUCAUUUCUGGUGAGUUGGCAAGUCGACUUGGAGAUACCCGCAGAUCCCUAUAUUUGUGGUCUUCUCGGAAGGCAUAACACAGAGUAGAUCAAUUUCUCCCUCCUUCACUGACCUCUUGGAUUCACAUUAAAAUCCACCCACUUGAAAGUGGUUCGAUUCUUCUUUAAAAUAUCAGUUGGAGCUUCUUUCUGGUACACUCAAGAGUAGCUACAAAAACAGACUAUUUCUGUGCAUACCACAAAAGCCAUACAAGGAGGGAGUAAGUUCCUGUCCUGGGUUUUCCUGUGAAAUGACUCAGAAUAAACCCUCCACACUGGAGGAAAUGUGCAGCAGGAGCUGUUGGAACACCACACAACCCUGCACGGAGAGUUCCAGCUGAAGAGCACAGGUGGAAAGAGCUCCAGCAGGAGGACGCUGUCUCCAAGGAAGAACCUUCCCAGGGAACUGGAAAGCGACCUGUGAUCCCUACUCCUUUCUCCCUCUGCAUUUCUGGUCUGCCAUAUGUGUUGACAUCUCUCUCAAACAUCCAAAAGCUCCGGUCUUCAUCCACCAAUGAAUCACCAGCUCAACUGGAUAUCAACCCCAGGAGCUGCACCUGGCCAUCCUGAACCUCCUAGGUGUCCUCUCCAUGUGUGGCUGAAUCUUCAACAGCACCAGCCUCUGGAUCUUCUGGUUCAAAAUCAAGCUCUGGGAUUCAGGCAUCUUGCUGCAGUUCAACCUCGCCUUGGUGGACGCCAUCAUCCUCCCCGUCGCCCCACUGAUGGUGACCUGCUUCAGUCUGGGCAACCACUGGCCCUUUGGUGAGUUCCUGUGCCAGCACCAGGUCUUCUUCCUCAGCACCCACCUCUACGGCAGCAUCUACUUCCUGACGCUCAUCAGCUUCCACCGGUACCUGGCCAUUGUCCACUACAACACCAAGACCCUCUGGAGGCAGAAGUCCUUCUUGAAGAAGCUGGUCGUGGCUUUCUGGGCCAUCAUCUUCCUUCAAGGGCUGCCCUUCUUCUUCUUCCUCAAGACAUUGGUCAUCGGCAACACGGUUGUGUGCUUGAACAUCCACCAGUUGGAGCUGUCUGUGCUAUAUCUGACCUAUAGUGCCGUCCUCCUCAUUUUUGGCUUCCUUCUCCCCUUGGCCGUCUUCUCAACUUCCUACGUGAUGAUGGGGAUCUACAUUUCCCGAAUCAGCCAAGCCAACCUCCGAGGCAGGUAGGUGAAGAUUAAAUCCAUGCAGAUCUUUGCCGCCUGCCGACUUCCCCUCCACGCCUGCCGGAUAGUGAUCACCAUUGCAAAAUAUUUUGAGAUAUCUUGUGAGUGUCUGUGUGACUUAGAAGUGCCCUACAACACUUGUCUGGUCUUCUCAAUGGUCAAUGGUUGCCUCGAUCCUUUCAUCUACAACUUUGCCAACGAGAAAUUCAACCAGUCCUUUCCGAGAUCACUGAGAGGGCUGCUGUUCUCCAAGUGAGGAGGAGGAGAACCGGAAUCUCCAUGUGUCUUCUCUAAAUAGCUGCAACAACUAAACUCUGGAUUCUACUCUGUAACUGGAGUGGCUAACUUCUCUGGUGCUCUGUUAAUUAAUCACAAAACCCAUCACGGGUGGAUUACACCCUCCAUCAACUUCUGCUCAGGAUUGUGUGUGAAAAACUGCUACGUGGUUCCCUUCCCUCCCACCCUCAUCACCCAGGACAGUUUGGCGGGAAACCCCAUUUCCCGCCAAAGAAUGCACCAGUACUUCAAUUGUCUUUCUGGCAAACGGAGCCGUUUCUAAGAACAGACCCCUUCUGUCCACACUGCAAAAGCCAUGUAAGGAGGAGUAAGCUUCCAUCUUCGGCUUUUUGGUGACUCAAGAGAAAACCUCAAAGAAGAAGGAAGUUCUCUGCGAACAACAGAGCAACACACGGAGCGCUUCAGCAGGACAGGCUCUGAUAGAAAGCAGCCCCUCCAAGGAAGUGGUCAGGACCAGGGGGCCGGGGGAAAAGGCCUGCCCUCUCUCCUCGCCUGCCUUUCUGGUCUGGCGCCCGGGUUGACGACUCUCUCGAGCACCUGGAAGCCCCCGGUCUUCGCCCACCAAUGAACACCACUAACGCAACCAGGUGCCAGCCCCAGGAGCUGCACCCGGCCAUCCCGACCUUCUUGGCCAUCCUCUCCUUGGGCGGCCUCAUCUUCAACAGCAUCAGCCUCUGGAUCUUCUGGUCCGUCAUCAAGCGCUGGAAUUCGGGCAUCUUCCUGCAGUUCAACCUCGCCUUGGUGGACGCGGUCGUCCUCCCGGUCACCCCGCUGAUGGUGGCCUAUUUCAGCCUGGGAAGCCACUGGCCCUUUGGCGAGUUCCCGUGCCAGCUCCAGGUCUUCCUUCUCAGCACCCACCUCUACGGCAGCAUCUACUUCCUGAUGCUCAUCAGCAUCCACCGGUACCAAGCCACGGUCCACUACAGCAUCAAGUCUCUCUGGAGGCAGAAGUCCUUCUUGAAAAAGGUGGUCUUGGCCUUCUGGGUCAUCCUCUUCCUGCAGGGCUUGCCCGUCUUCUUCUUCUUCAAGACCUCGACCAUCGACAGCACCGUCUUGUGCCUGAGCAUCCACCAGUCCGAGCUCUCUUCCCUGUACCUGAUCUACAGCAUCAUCCUGGGACUUCUCUGCUUCCUCCUCCCCUUCGGCAUCUCCAUGACCUCCUACGUGAUGCUGGGGCGCUACAUUUCCCAAAUCAGCCAAGCCAACCUCCGAGGCAGGUUGGUGAAGACCAAGUCCAUCCAGAUGAUCACCAUCGCCCUGGUGAUCUUCGCCGUCUGCUUCGUGCCUCUCCACAUCUGCGGGUCAAUGGCCGCCAUCGUCCGGUACUAUAACAUGUCCUGUGAGCAUCUGCACCAUGUGGAAAUCAUCUACUACGUCUCACUGGUCUUCACCAUGGUCAAUUGUUGCCUCGACCCUUUCAUCUACAACUUUGCCAACGAGAAGUUCAACAAGGCCUUUUCCCACGCCCUCCGAAGACCGUGGUUCUCCAAGUGAGAAGAGUCCCCUUGGAGAAGGAUCGGUGAUUCCUUCAAUCUUUUCCCUCUCAGGAAGAUGGCUCUUCGGAGUACAGCAUGGAGUUCCGUAGAGCAACUGACCACAAGGAACUCGGCACUUCUGGGAAACCUCCAUGCUAGUCCUGACAAGGCUUGCCUAUUGCUGUCCCCAAGAAAGGACAGUUUCUUGGACCUCCUUGCUACCUUUUCUUUGGAAACUGAUGGCCUUUGAUUGCACUCAGAGCCGAGGAAAUGAAGGUGAAAAACGGAGAGCUUUGCAACCCGCGGGGAAAACUGCAGCGGCACCAGAGGUACAAGAGGGGGCCCGCUGAUUCCUGCCACUUUGCCAAGGAUAUCCUGAAGGGUGUGUGGUUUGGUUAGAAUUCUGUCCCUUUCCCUCAGCUCUGGUGCCCAAAAAGAACCUAUACAGAAGUCAAAGUGGGAGUUGGAUUCGUACACCAAUCUGGCCUCAUUGGAUUCCAGGGAUGGCUUGAGGUCGGGGUGGGAAGGGAGCCUGGAUGUCCCUUAAGCUGAACUCAAGGGUGGUAUUAUACAAAAAUGUGAAAUAAAUGAAUAACUUUGGGCAUCC